AUGGCUAUUGUUUUGAGAUUUGUUGAUAAUGAUGAUUUUCUAAGCGAAUUUUUUUUUAACAUUGUGUGGGUUGAAGACACUACUACAUCAACACUUCAGAAAGAGAUCAAGAAAGUACUUGAUCUCCAUGAAUUAUGUAUUGACAAGAUGAGAGGUCAAGGAUAUGAUGGUGCUAGUAAUAUGCAGGAGUUGUUGGUUGCUGGUGAACGAGAGACUAGUAGAGGAGCUAAUCAAAUUGGUACCUUGCAUCGACCUGGAGCUACUCGGUGGAGUUCUCAUUAUGAUUUAAUAGUAAUGUAUGAUGCAGUUUGUACGGCUCUUGAGAAUAUAAAGAAGGAUGGAUCCAUAGGCUCCUUACGUGGGGAAGCUACUGGUGGAUACAAUGCGAUUAGGCAAUUCGAAUUUGUAUUCAUCUUGCAUCUGUUGCAAGAAAUUAUACUCAUAGAUAUCUUUUGUCGAGAACUACAACAUAAGUCUCAAGACAUCGUGAAUGCUAUGAACGUAGUUGGUACAACAAAAGAUGUCCUUGGAAAAUUGAUAUUAAAUGGUUGGGAAACUUUUAUUGGGAAAGUAGAUUUGUUUUGCAAGAAACAUGACAUUGAUAUGCCUGAUAUGAAUGCUCAAUAUAAAGUGGGAACAUGUCGUUCUUGUCAGCAUAAGGACAAUAUUACAGUUGAGCAUCAUUACCACUUUGACAUAUUCAAUGAUGCAAUAGAUUUUGAAUUGGCAGAGUUGAACAGUAGGUUCAGCGAAUGGGCAAUGGAACUUCUUAUUCUUAGUUCAGCUUUGCAGCCUUGCAAAGAGAUUUUAUCAUCAAGAUUUCACUCCAAAAGAGUUACAUAUUUUGAUAUGCGAGCGAGGCGGAUGUACCUCAUCAUCUUGUACUUCAAAAAGUGUCUACACUCUUUGAAUUAUGUUAGGGAUUAG
Molecule: messenger RNA, 927 nt
Organism: Prunus avium (sweet cherry)
Lineage: Eukaryota; Viridiplantae; Streptophyta; Magnoliopsida; Rosales; Rosaceae
Source: RefSeq, a predicted model, not a curated record